Symbiodinium natans is the source of this 984-nucleotide messenger RNA. NCBI's taxonomy places the organism in Eukaryota, Dinophyceae, Suessiales, Symbiodiniaceae. The record is from the annotation of a GenBank genome assembly.
AUGACCGAGCUACAAUUUCAGCCCCCGACCAGCAGCGAACUGUCCACCUACUCCAAAGCGUUCCAGGGUCUCGGAGCCAGGAUGAUUCAGCAAUCCGACCAGAGUCCCCCAUCGACGGCAACAGGGAUGGAGAUGGAACCAAUGGCAGGCUCCAAAAGAAAGGAGGUGGCGCAGGAGACGGCGCCAAUGCUGGUUACGGAAGCAGCGUCGAAGCUUCAGAAGAAGGGACCUGGAAGGGGCAAGGGCAAGGCCAAGACCAAUGCCGGAACCUCCCAGUCAUCGCAAUCUCAGCUCACCAAUCUGGUGCACACCAUCGCGAGACUAUCGAUUCGACACGAAGAUGCAUUGGCGGCGCAAAGACUCAAUCAAGCCUACGUGAUGUUUUUGCAAAUCAAAUCCGCAGGGGAGCUCCAGUCGCUCGUAUCCCCCCUGUACACGGCGUCACAGACGUUCGACACAGAGAAGGAGAUGGGCAAAGCCAAGUAUCCGAAACGGGUGAUCCUGGUCAGCCUAGUGCUUCGGGAGCUGCUAUCUCGCGUGGACAUCCUGAUGAAGAACGACGACGCGAUGCGGUCCGCGGUGCAGGCACAGUUGCUGGUCAAGGACGAGGACGACGAUCCGUGUUGGCCCUACUUGCAAUGGGAUCCCGACAGUCGCCAGGAACUCCGCAACCAGGAUCGGGAGCCCAUGAAGCUGGAGCGGUGGCAACGCAAAAUGCAGAGUGUGAUAGGCCUUCUGACGGGGGAGACGGUUCUACGAUGUCAGCCCAGCCGGAAGCUGACGGCCAACAUGGAGGGCGACCAGGUGGCUCUGUUCCUCGAGAUCGGCACCGUGGGCGAAGCGGAGCAAGACCUUCACCGCCAUCUUCGGGACAUGUGCGACCUCUCGGUGUGGAAGAUGGUACUGGGACGGUUCCGACGGGAUCGUCUUCAGCGGAACCCCCUGGCGAACCGGGUCAUGGAGCUUCUCCCGGACAACGCCUGA